AUGUCUACCACUACCCUGGAUGGGCUAAAACAAACUAUAAGGAAGUCCAAGAAUUGGCACAAGAGGCAGCAUAAAGAGUCGUGCUCAUCAUUGAUGAAGGAGUUGAGACUCUAUUAUCUGAACUUCCCAAAGGAGUGUCUGAUAGUCAGGUUUCCUGGGAAGCUUUGGCUAGGGUUAUUAGUUCAGUUCCAAAGAAUAUAUAUGGUGAAGGAGAAAUUAUGGACUUUGAUAUCUCAAAAUUGUGGGAUCUGCUCUUGUCAUGGCAGACUAUGGAAGAGAUUUUGCUCUGAGAUAACGACGGAGCUCGGUCUUCUCGCUGAGAACUGGAAAUAUCUUCUCGCUGGGAUUAUCUGUCAGCUAUUUCUCAGAGGUUCCAGUACUCAUCAUGGGUUGAUUGGAGCAAGUUUGAGGGGAAGCCUCUUGAGAAAAGCAGAAGAGGUUAAACCGUAUUUGAAUGGACGAUCUAUGUACCUUGUUGGAAUGAUGGGUUCUGGGAAAACAACUGUGGGAAAGUUAAUGGCUAAAGUGCUUGGUUAUUCGUUCUACGACUGUGACACUUUGACUGAGCAGGCGAUGAAUGAAAGUUCCACCGAUGCACUAAAGAAGCUCUCUUCGAUGUAUCAAGUUAUUGUUUCCACUGGUAGAGGUGCGGUUAUAAGACCCAUUAAUUGGAAGUAUAUGCAUAAAGGCAUCAGCAUUUGGCUAGAUGUGCCUCUAGAAGCCUUAGCCCAUAGAAUCGCUACUGUUGGAACUGAUUCACGACCACUGUUACACAAUGAAUCUGGAGAUGCAUACACAGGGGCUUUCAAGCGUCUUUCGACUAUUUGGGAUGAGCGAGGUGAUGCAUACACAAACGCAAAUGCCAGAGUCUCCUUAGAAAAUAUUGCAGUCAAGCGCGGCUAUAAAGAUGUCUCAGAUCUCACACCAGGUGAAAUCGCCAUCAAGGCCUUUGAGCAAGUUCAGAGCUUUCUUGGAAAAGAAGAAAGUAUGGAGAUCCCUGACGGCGACCUCUAA
Arabis nemorensis is the source of this 1014-nucleotide messenger RNA. The record is from the annotation of a GenBank genome assembly. NCBI's taxonomy places the organism in Eukaryota, Viridiplantae, Streptophyta, Magnoliopsida, Brassicales, Brassicaceae.